CUUGUGUCUGGGUGUGUCUCACAGGGCCAGCUGGUGACUGGAUCCACACAGCUGAGGACAGCAGGGACACAUCCAAACGGGCUGCAGGAAGAUUCCUGGCGUGCACACCUGGAGAGAAAAAAAAAACCUGUCAAGUCAGAUGGCUGGAGCUGGGUACUCUCAAGAGAGCAAGGAAGUGGUACGUCGCAUUGUCGAAGAACUCACUGAUUUUCUCACAGAAUCGCUCAUCAAAACAGAUCUGAGGAGCCUGAUAACUGAAGAUGGAGCCUGGAAAGGAUUUGUGGAAGGAGCAGGGUUGUCAAGUGAGGAGGCAGCUGCACUGCGUGAUGCUCUGGAGAAGCAUUUAGCACAGGAGCCCACAGAUGAAAAUAACAGAAUUCAAAGGGAGCAGCAGAAACGUCGGUUUUUGCGUGAGUUUCCUCAGUUGAAAAGGAAACUUGAGGACCACAUCAGGAAGCUCCGAGACCUGGCUGACCAUCUUGACCAGGUGCACAAGGGCUGCACCAUCUCCAAUGUGGUGUCCAGCUCUGUUAGUGCUACCUCUGGAGUCUUGAGCCUCAUUGGGUUGGCUUUGGCACCCAUUACAGCAGGGACCAGUCUGGUAAUCCCAGCAACCUCUGGGGUUCUGGGAGUGAUAGGAGCUGUGACUAGUCUUACAACCACCAUUGUGGAAGAAUUAAGCAGACUGUCAGAUGAAUCUGAAGCCAGUCGCCUGGUUGGAGCCAGCAUGAACAUACUUAAUGAGAUUCUAAAGAUCACGCCUAAGAUCUCAAUCAAGCUCUAUAAUAAAGGAGUGGAAUUAGUUGGUGCCUUCAGAACCCUCAAGGAUGAGAUCCGAGCCAUCAGAACAGCCAGAUCCCUCUCUUUCACUGAAGAGGCCAGGUACCUCACCUCCCCUGGAAGAAGGUCUGUGCAGGAUCUUCUCCCAAUGACCAGGGAAGCCAGGAUUAGUUCAGGAGGAUUUACAAGUUUAUUCCUUGCUUGGGAUGUGUAUGACCUUGUGAAUGAAUCAAAGGAUCUGUAUAAUGGGGCAAAAACAGAGUCAGCUAAAGCACUGCGGGACCUGGCUCACAAGCUGGAGGAGAAGCUGCAGGUAUUUGAGAAGAUCUACAAGGAUCUGAAGUGAGACCCGCCUCAGUGACCCCUCCUCCAAGCAGUUCAGAGUUCAGGAGAGAUGACGUGUACAGUGAUGGGGACAGCAGAGGCAUACUGUAACAAAGGAAACUGAGGUCAAAUUCAUGGAAAAGAUUGUUGAGGAGUUUGAAUGUCUCUGACUGAGUAGAGGGAGGUCAAUGCAGAUGUCCAGAGAACCCAGAAGAGGAAGAAACUGGAGUCUAAAAUGGGAUCAGACUUCCAUCAGAGUGGGGAAUCUGCAUAGCAAUCGGCAUCCAUCACGCUCAUAACACCCUGCUGUAUCUUAACAUCUUUGCCAUCUCCUCAUGGUCUUGUGAUUGGUUUGCUUGGUUUGCUAAAGGCGUAGCUAUCUGAGAAAUGAUGUUGUUUUAGUGGGUUUGCUUUGUUGUACUUCUCUUUUCAUAGAUUUUUUUUAAUGGGUUGGAGAGCAUUUCAAAUUACCAAAUCAGAAAGUAAUUUUAUAGUUUUUUAAAAUUCAUUAUGGCUUCAUCAUGUUGUUGAACUGGAAUUUCUAGAUAGUCCAGAAACUUGUAAUGGUAUUCCUAUGUAUUGGGAUUUAUGUGCCUGUACCACAGUACUGAUAUAUUAUUGACUGUAGUAUUCAUUGCAUAUAUUAAACAAUAUCUGUGGGUGUUAACAAGUGUCUGGAGUGCAAUACAUUUGAAAUAAUAUACUAUGCUACCUUUCAGAUUGGCUUUUACCUUAUAAUAUACAUGUGAGAAAUAAAAAAAAUUAAAAAGGGGGGAUCAGAAAGCCCUAGAGUGUGUAAAUGGGAGGGUAACAUGGUGGGUGUGGUCAGGGAGGGCUGGACAGGCAGGCAAUGAGAAGUCAGGAAGCUUUGGGAGCAGAAAGUGGGAGAGCAACAGAGUGAGAGUCAAGGCGGAUCCCAUAAGACAUCAAACAGUGUAUGGAAUGGAGAUGAAGCCAGCACUUUAGUGACAGGAGACUGGGCACAUGCCUCUCAGCUCCUUCUCAGUCUGUGGAUGGUUGCUGGCCAAGGUGGAGUCUCAGAUCAAUGGGCUCUUGGCCUCUUAUGUUCUAUAGGCUUGUGUCUAGUAAAUGGUAACUGGCUGGCCUUGAAAAAUGGAGUAAAAGCAGUCAUUUGCAACCUCUGGACCACGGUUUUAGCUGAGUCCUGAGCACUUAGGUGGCAACCAUUUGCCUGUCUUUCUUGUGUUGUCACAGAACAUGCUGAACAGUUUUCUAUCAGAUCUUCUUAAUGUACAAGUGGGAUGGGCCCUGCUUCUGUCCCCGAACUUAGCGAUAGAGGCAUUGGAAUGCGCUAAUCCCUGCCAUCCUGACUGUUCAGGGGUCUAUGAAUGUUCCAGGAUAUUCCUCACUUUGAAAAAAGGAAUCAGUCACGGUCGGCCUGUGGCUCCACAGACUUUUUCAUGGUCCUACAUUUCACUGUGCUUUUCUCUGCCAAGCUGACAUCAGGAUGAUGAAAGAAGAGAAAAUCAAGAGUAAGAAAAUACUUUAAAAUAUAGCAACAAAUAUCUCUACAAGAAACUAUGGUCACUAGUGUCUUGUUUCUUAAUUCUCCAUCUUGGCUUCCUCUUGGCUCAAUCUCUGAUAGCCAAUACCCCAUUCCUCAGCCAUUCUUCCCAUUUGCAAAAUCAGAUACUGAUUUGAAAAAUGAGGAAAGAUUUAUGUUUUAGGGGAUGAUUGUAAAAAUCCAAUCAAAUAGUGAAAUAAAUGUGUUGCAAACUGUA
This is a messenger RNA of Apodemus sylvaticus (European woodmouse), 2846 nucleotides long. RefSeq names its product apolipoprotein L3-like. Gene Ontology annotation, biological process: lipoprotein metabolic process; lipid transport. Gene Ontology annotation, cellular component: extracellular region; membrane. Gene Ontology annotation, molecular function: lipid binding. The record is from RefSeq and is a predicted model, not a curated record. The transcript has 4 exons. Bases 140 to 1126 code for a protein of 328 amino acids. NCBI's taxonomy places the organism in Eukaryota, Metazoa, Chordata, Mammalia, Rodentia, Muridae.